AUGACGCAGAACUUCAUCCGGGAUUUAGACUACCAGAACCGCUAUUCAGACUAUCCCAAGAUCGAGCGAUUGAUCAAGCUCAAGGACGAUAUCUUGGCCAAGCGGGCCACGCCAGGAAUUCUUAUGGAAGUCUUUCUCAGUGCGAGUCCUCGAGACUGGGGUCCUCCAAGCGUGCAAAGCGUCUCCGCCGUCGUUAGCAGCGCGGGUCUGUCGGGACAGCGCUGCACGGGUGGUGGCUCCUUGGUCUCCUCGAGUUCUUAUAGCUCCUUUAAAGAGAGUGAUCCCUCCUUUUCGUUUCAAGCCACGCGGAGCGCGAGGGACUUGAAGGUCUUUAGCGAUAAAAUGGCCGGGCAUCUACAGGUGGUGACAACCUGCCUUGCGCAGAUGGACAACGACCUGAAAGGUGCCGCGCUGGCCACAGAAACCCUUUUCGUGGAACUGGUAAACUCCGCGCAGACAGUGGCGGGAAGCUUAGCCAUGACGGCUGUCAGUGCUCUGGAGAAGCUUCCGACGCUGCUUUGGGCGGCAAGGAGUCAAGGACGUGAGCUGCAAGCUUGUGUCGGCGAGCUUCAUGUCAGCAUGGCUGGUCUGCAUAAGCAGAUGCAGGCAGUCCGCCGUGACUACAUCGACCUGCUCGAACAAGUACAGUACGUGGGGCAGUGCUCGCAUGUAACACUGGACCAGAUUGCGAUGAGCUCUCUACCGGAACCUGUCGAAGAUGAGCAUGGAAGCCUGGAGUGCCAAGUCCGAUCCGGUUUUGACCUGACCACAGUGCAGAGAGAGUCACAGCAGUACCUGGAGCUGGCGCUCAUGCAGUUAGAUAGCAUGUGCAACAUCUUGGAGGAUUGCUGUGACUUCUGGUUGACACUGCACCAGGCAGAGUUGCAGGUCCUGAGCCUUCCAAAAGGCAUUCCAGGACAGCAGCUUUGCCAGGCUUUUGCGGACACUUACGGUCUUUUUGUGGCGCGUAUUCCGGGGCACUUCGACCUACCAGGCCUUGGCACUAAGUUUGACGUGAUACUCAUCGACCCGCCCUGGGAGGAGUACAAUGCAAGAGUCGCCGGGAUGUACGUCCCAGAUGAGGACCUGGCUACCUGGACUCUAGAAGAGCUCAAGACUCUCAAGAUCGGAGAAAUUGCGGACGCACAGUCCUUCUUGUUCCUUUGGUGCGGCGAAACGCACCUGGAGCACGGUCGUGAGCUCUUGAAGAAGUGGGGCUUCCGACGCAUCGAGGAUGUCUGCUGGGUGAAGACGAAUCGGCAAGCCAAGCUGGAUGCCAGGGGUAAAGUGAACCGACAAACUUCAGCCAAAGAAGAAGUUGUAACCCUGCAGCCUGGCCUCAAAGGCAUAGAAAGGGACCCCAACACAGGUAAAAUGUUGAAAGUUUUUCCGAACACGCGAGCAGAAAGACUGGGCCUGAAGGCCGGCCAGCGCAUCGUGCAAGUCGGCGCACAACAGUACAGCCAGGCAGCUUGGCGCAAGGCCGUUCAGGCAUCGAAGCCUUUCAACAUAACUGUAGAUUCGCCCACGGAACUGGAGGAGAGGGUAGAGUUUGGUCUAUGGUGUGUGGCACUGCCAUCAGGCUUGUUGGGCUGUUUGCUAUUGCUGGGCUUGCCCUAUAUCUUCUACAUCCGCCGCAUGGACAAAGAUUGGCAACUGGACCUUUGCAGUGAAGUGCUCAGUCGUCCUUCGAUUCUGAGCAUCACGCUGGUGAAUGCCUUGGCGCGGGCAGGGUUCGCAAUGCGCGAAUGGUACUACUCAGAUAUCUUGGCCAAAAUGCGGGCUGUUGCGGAAGUUGCCUUUGUGUCAGGCCUCAUGACAGGUUUACUUCUGAAUGCACGAAACGAUUUGUUGCGCACACCGUUGUGCAGCGAUGUUGUAAUCGGAUUCCUACGCAAGACAACGUGGACAGCGCUCAUUCUUUGUUCGACAUCAGUCCUGUGUUGUAGCGCCUUGGCUUGGCUGUAUCAUGGUCCGACAGGCCAGCUUCAAGUGGGACAUGUCAUGAAGAUUCUGUAUGCCUUAGGAGACGUGCCAGAGUUCUUCCAGCUGAUGACGCUCACCUUCCUUGUCUCACGCAUUUCUGCAUCGGCACGUCAGCUGAUGUUGGAGGUCACCGUUGUCAUGCCGUGUGAUGCCAGGGACUUUCCCAAGCAAGUGCAUGCGCCUUGUUCAAGAGUUUUGUGUGACAGUACCCCCAAGCUGUCAACCUGUGGGUUGCCGCUGGUGCUUGUCGCCUCUAAAAUACUGAUGGCUGGCUUCUCCUGGUAUGGCACGGUGCAGCUACUGGCUGUGAGUGAGGUGAACCGUGGCUUCAAGGAACCCUGGCUCAGGCUGUUGCUGACAUCAUGCCAUUUGGGAGCAGUGCUGUUGGCGGUUGUAGCUGGACCUUUUCAGCUGUCUGCUGCUUUGACAGAUCUUGAGAACAAGCUGAAUGAGGAACGGCAUCGUGAUGGAGGGAUGCAUUUGGAAGUGCAAGCUGUUGAAGCAAUGCUUGCAAAGCAGAACAAUGGACAAGGUUGGGGCAUCCCGGUGUUUGAAGGCUUCAUCCUCAGCAAGGCGGUGCUACAAACCAUAUUCAUCCGCCUAGCUCUCGCCGGCACCGUAAUAAAAACUUUCCUUGACUGCGAGCUGGGCUUUGAGAAAGAGCAGACGGAAGCUUUACAGCCAGACCUAGCGGAGCUGAAAGGCAUGCUAAGAAACAUGACCAC
Molecule: messenger RNA, 2711 nt
Organism: Symbiodinium necroappetens
Lineage: Eukaryota; Dinophyceae; Suessiales; Symbiodiniaceae
Source: the annotation of a GenBank genome assembly